Molecule: messenger RNA, 400 nt
Organism: Ceraceosorus guamensis
Lineage: Eukaryota; Fungi; Basidiomycota; Exobasidiomycetes; Ceraceosorales; Ceraceosoraceae
Exons: 1
Source: RefSeq, a predicted model, not a curated record
CUCAAGAAUCGGCUCGCUAGGGACGGCACGGACGCUGAUGGCACUCCUGCCCCUGCUAGCGAAGCUGACGAUGGGGCGGCUGAUGAUGGUGAGUUCACCUUGCAUCUUUGAUGCGACAUUGAUGAGGCAAGCGUGGCUCAGUAGUCUGUAUGCCCGCAGACACAGGCACAGACGAAGCUGCUCUCAAGAGGCAAGAGGCCAUGGAGGCUUUGACCAAGAUAGAAAUCAGCUUCGCGGCUCUGCGCGAUCGCCUGUACGUCGAGCGCAUGGAGGAGGUGAACAAGGAAAGCGAAAUGAUCCUCGAUGGUGAGUGACCCGCAUGCAAUGCCCAUCGAGGCCAUCGAGGCCAAGGCACGAGCGCUGACUCUGACGCUGUUGUCUGCUAGGUACUCAUCCCGAG